AUGAGUGAGAUGGAAAACGGACAACAAGCUGUGCCACUAAGCCUUUUUGAAUGUUACAAUAUGUCCAACAUUGCAAAGCUCGAGUUUGCAACACUUGAAGUUAGUGGGAAAAACUAUGUACAAGGUGAAACACAAGUUUUCCUUUGUAAACAUAUUGAUGAAAUGUUGAGAUUUGAAUAUCUUGAUGUUACUGAUCCAAUUAUUAUCUGGAAUCUUUUGAAAGAAAGAUUUGAUCAUCAAAAGAAACUUAUACUUCCAAAUGCUAGAGAUGAAUGGAGAACACUAAGGUUUCAAGACUUCAAGAAGGUAAAUGAAUACAGCUCAGCUUUAUUCAGAAUAUGUUCACAACUUAAGUAUUGUGGACAAGAAGUUAUUGAUGAAGAUAUGUUGGAGAAAACUUACUCCACGUUUCAUGCAAAAAACAUUACCUUGAUGCAACCAUAUCGAUUGCAAAAGUUCACAAGAUGUUCUAAACUGAAUGCAUGCCUGCUUAUUGCAUAG
Messenger RNA from Lactuca sativa (garden lettuce), 501 nucleotides. RefSeq lists its product as uncharacterized. NCBI's taxonomy places the organism in Eukaryota, Viridiplantae, Streptophyta, Magnoliopsida, Asterales, Asteraceae. The record is from RefSeq and is a predicted model, not a curated record.